GGUACAAGUUCUCUGAUGAAGUUGUGUUUAUAUAAGAAUCGCAGAUGGAUGUUCAAGGUUAUCUUUUGAUAUUGUUUGUUUUGACAUUAAUGGUCAGCUAUGUACAUUUAAAGGAAAAGAACAGAAACAAGAGAAAGAAAGCAAAGUCAAACUAUGAAAAGCUGAAAGAACCAUUUAGUGGUCAACGAAUAAGAUUAGGUUUCAACAAGAACCUUAGAGGCUACAAUGAAGGAUUAUUGGAAAUAUAUAGAGGUGGAAAAUGGGGACUUGUUUGUGAUGAUGAUUGGGAUGAUCAAGAUGCUGAUGUAGCCUGCAGACAAUUAGGAUUUACUUUAGGAGCAUUGAGACCCUUGUACAGAAAGACUGCAGACCAGGAUCAAUGGGACAGCUCAUCAUUUGUGCUGAACAAUGUACAGUGCCUUGGUAAUGAGAGAUCCCUGCUUAAUUGUCCAUACAGUACCAGUACAGAAUGUCAGAUCUCAGAAGCUGUAUCAGUUACCUGUGUCAUGCAGGAUACAACAGAUUGUGGUGAAUCAAGUUCAGGAAAAUGGAUAGCUGGAGAGAAUUCUUGUUAUAUGAUCAAACCAAUCCAUAAUGGAGAUAACGUAAAGAAAAUUCUGAAGGAAUGUGCUGGUCAGAAUGGCGAGUCACAUCUAGCUCUGAUAGAGUCUGAAGCUGAACAUUAUUUCGUAUCUAACAUAUUGUCCAGACACAAAGAAGAUAUUGACAGAAUUAUUCUGAGUUCUAAAUUGAGCAAGAAGAAAGGUUCUGUAUGGAAAUGGCAGAAAUUUACUAGGAAACAGGAUGGAAAUAAUAAAUGGAAAGGAAAAAUGGAGAAAAAAUUAGUGAAGAUGAACUACAAAAAAUGGUUCCCUGGUUGGGAGCCAACUCAGUUUGGUGCAGAGCCCUCUAGAAGUAAAGGGAAAUACCAGUGUAUGACUCUCAGUAACAAGUAUCACCAGCCAGGAUAUGGACCUUCGCCUGUGGGUUUCUACUUCUUUGAUAGUGCUCCCUGUAAACCAGACAAGAAAGAGAAAUCUUACUUUUUGUGUGAGACGCCACGCAAACACGAGUAUAGUCAGUCUAUUAGAGCAGGAGAAGAGGAAUGUUACACAGAUAAUGGUGAGUCCUAUAGAGGUACUACUGCAGUCACCAAAGAUGGUACUCCAUGUACUAGAUGGACCUUAUCUGAUUAUGCCAAUCCAUGGACCCAUCCAGGAAAGGGUUUGGGAGACCACAAGUUCUGUCGUAAUCCAGACAGUGACAAACAACCUUGGUGUUGGGUUAAAGUUGGUACAAAUGACUUUGGAUUCUGUAAUAUUGCACAAUGUGAUGAAGCACCUGUUACUACAACAACAGUAGCACCAAAGGACUGCCCAGAUGAGGAAUUUUAUUGUUACAACCAUCUUAAAAAUAGUUUGUACACCAAAGAAUGUAUUCCAGAAAGUUUUCAAUGUGACAAUGAAAAUGAUUGUGAUGAAGAAGAGGAUGAGCUAAAUUGUGAUUACAAACUUCCACUGUUUAAGAAGACAAAAUAUAGAGUUCUUAAGACUGAUGUGAAAGAGAGAUAUGUCAAGAUUGCAUUAGAAUAUUGUGCCAGACUGUGUUUAGAAAGCACCAGUUUUGUAUGUAGAUCUAUAUCCUAUAUAGGCAUACAGAGAGAAUGUUUCCUCUCAGAUAAGAACAGCAAUACAGCCAGGCCAACAUUCUCCUAUAACCAUGAUUUCUAUGAGUUGAAUUCUCAAAUAGAUGUUGAUUGUGUUGGAGGAUAUAAAUGUAACAAUGGUCGCUGUGUGACGUCUGAUGCUCUAUGUAAUGGUAAAGACGAGUGCCUGGAUUUAUCUGAUGAAGAUGGGUGUGAUCAGUCCCCUGAAAAAGACACUAUAGAUGUGAGACUGGUUGGUGGAGAAGAUAAACACUCAGGCAGAGUUGAAGUUAAUUAUCGUGGAGAAUGGGGUGUGAUUUGUGACGAUCAAUGGGACAUAAAGGAUGCCAUUGUUGUGUGUAGAAUGCUGGGAUAUGUCCAUGCAUUAUCAGCAUUUAAAAGAAGCAAAUUUGGAAGUGGAAAUGGCAAAUUUUUAUUGGAUGAAGUCAACUGUUUUGGUAAUGAGACAUCAUUAAUGUCAUGUGAUGCUAAUCCAUGGAAAGAUCAUGAUUGUAAAGACUAUGAAGUAGCAGGAGUUCAGUGUCAACAAUCAAAAGGGUGUAAUCCUGAUGAAUUCACAUGCAGUAAUGACAACUGUGUACCACAACGACUUGUAUGUAAUUCAGAGGACGAUUGUAUUGAUAACAGUGAUGAAAUAGAUUGUGAACUGAAGAUUGAGUUAAUGAAUGGAAGUUCAAGUGAAGGUCGUGUAGAGGUGAUAAGAAAUGGCAUCCGUGGUACGAUAUGUGAUGAUCAGUGGGAUGAUAAUGCAGCAACAGUUGUUUGCCGGAUGUUAGGAUACAAUACUGGUGUAGCUAAGGUUGACAGUAUUUAUGGUUCAGGAACAGGGAUGAUCUGGCUGGAUGGGAUGGUUUGUGAUGGAACAGAGACGAGUUUAGAUGACUGCCACAUUCCAGUUUGGGGUAAACAUGACUGUGAUCAUUCUGAAGAUGCAGGGGUCAUAUGUACUAAUAUUUCCAUUGCCUCAACUACUACAACUACAGAAAAACCAUUUUUACAGAUUUCAUUAAACCUAACAGGAAACAGCAGUUCUGAUGGAAGAAUUGUGUUGUAUGUUGGUGGAAUAGAGGGAUCAAUCUGUGAUGAUGAAUUUGAUGAUAAUGAUGCCAUUGUUAUCUGCAGAAUGAUUGGAUAUCACAGUGGUAGGGCAUUAGACAAUACUGUGGGUAUGUUUGGUGAAGGUACUGGAGAGAUUUGGAUUGACAACCUGCGCUGUUCUGGUACAGAAACUUCUAUACUACAAUGUAGCUAUACAACUAUACAUGAUUGUUCUCAUUCAGAAGAUGCUGGGGUUAUCUGCGAAAAAGCGCCACCUACUGAUAUUCAUAUUCAACUUGUGAAUGGCAGGGGACCUAAUUCAGGUCGUAUAGAGGUGACAGUCAAUGGAACGGUAGGAGGUAUAUGUAGAGAUGACAUCGGAACAUCAGAGGCAAGAACUAUAUGUCAUUCCUUAGGAUACAGUGGAGUAGACAUUUUAACAACAACAUAUAGUAUUAACAGUAAGUGGUUGGGAGGAAUUCACUGUUUACAGAACGAAACAUCAUUAGCUGAGUGUGUCAGUAAUCAAGGUCUACAGCCAUACUGGCAUGAGUCAUGUGACAAAUUUGGGUCAGCUUUACUUAGCUGUACUGUUUCAGAUACUACUACAAGUACUACGUAUACAGUCUCAACAACUGUUCAAUCUAUACCAGAAUCUGUAACAGUGCAGCUGAUUGGUGGAGAUUCUGACAAGGAAGGCAAUGUUUUAUUGACCUAUGGAGGACAGACUGGUACCAUAUGUGAUGACUUGUGGGACAAUAAUGAUGCUACAGUUAUCUGUAGAAUGCUGGGAUACAGCUAUGGGAGUGCAACCAAUGAGAGCCAUUUUGGUAUUGGAACAAAUGAGAUAUGGCUGGAUGAUGUACAGUGUUCAGGGGAGGAAGGUUCAAUCCUGGAAUGUCCAAAUGCAGGAUGGAAGAUGAAUAAUUGUGGAAGAGUUAGAGAAAUAGCUGGUGUUAAAUGUAGUGAUGAUGGUAUCCAUGUCACUAUGAACGUUACAGUGAAUUUACAUGAUGGCAGCUUUGAAGGUGAAGGUCGGGUAGAGGUUACCAGAGGUCAUGAGACAGGAUCAGUGUGUGACGAUUACUGGGAUUAUAAGGAUGCUAAAGUUGUGUGUAAAAUGCUGGGAUACAAUGUUGGAAUAGCAGUUAAGAAUGCAGGCUAUGGCUCCAGUACUGGUCCUAUAUUAUUAGAUAAUGUGCAGUGCCAAGGAUCUGAGAGUAAUAUUUAUGACUGUGUACAUGAGGGCUGGGGUAACAGUAAUUGUGGUCACGAAGAAGAUGCUGGUGUCAUCUGUGGAACAGAAAGGGUUACAAGAAAGGCAACAGUAGAACUUGUAGGAGGAGCCUCUAGGAAUGAGGGCCGAGUUGAAAUGAUUUAUGGUGGAGUUCGGGGAACUGUCUGUAAUCAACAGUUUGAUGAUACCAAGGCAACCAUUAUCUGUAAAAUGUUGAAAUUUAGUGCUGGAAAAGUUCUGCCUACUGGUAAAUUCAGUGCUGGACAAGGAAUGAUUUGGGCUGCAGAGAAGUGGGAAUGUCUAGGUACUGAGGAUAGAGUAGAUGAGUGUACUAAUUUCCCAGGUAUAAAAUCCAGCUGUGACCAUACACAAGAUGUUGGUGUUUUCUGUCAUCAUGAACCUGUGACCACAACCACCACCACCACCACAAAGAAACCAUCUACUACAUCUGAUACAAAACCAGUUUCAGGCAUUAAGGUAGAAUUAGUAAAUGGAAAUGCACCAAACAGAGGCAGAGUAGAAAUUAUUCGCAAUGGUGUAAGGGGCACUGUUUGUGAUGAUAGAUGGGAUGACAAUGAUGCUACUGUUAUAUGCAGAAUGCUUGGAUAUAAAAGAGGAGGAACAGCUGUAUCAGAAGCUAUAUAUGGAGAAGGAUCUGGUGAUAUUAUACUGGAUGAUGUUGAAUGUGAUGGGGCAGAGACUUCUAUAGAAGAAUGUACUCAUUCAGGAUGGGGUGUCAGUAAUUGUCAUCACACAGAAGAUGCUGGUGUCAGAUGUAUAGCUGAUAAACCUACAACUGGAGGUGAUGACUGGCAGGCCACGUUUGCUCCUGAUUGUGGGAAACGUCCAAUAGAAGACCGACACAUUAGAAAGAAAAGACAGACACCACAUCUUGGAGAAGCUACUGUACUUGAGCGUCCACAACCAGCUAAAAUAGUCUAUGGAUCAGCAGCGGAAUAUGGAAUGUACCCUUGGCAGGUUGGAGUCCGGAAGAUUUAUUAUUAUGAUUAUUUUUCCAGAAAGAAAAUCUCCAGUGUAUGGUGUGGAGGGACAAUUAUCAAUAAACAUUGGAUUCUCAGUGCUGCUCAUUGCUUUGAUGGUGUACUUAAAUCCAAAAUAACCAUAAGGACAGGGGAUCACAACCACAAGACAUUGGAUGUUUAUGAACAAGAAUUUGACGUAGAAGCUGUUCUCACUCAUGAUCAGUAUGACUCUGAUACAUAUGAUAAUGAUAUAGCACUGGUGAAAAUUAGUUCUGAUGAUGGUGAAGGGAUAACAUUCAAUGAUUAUGUUCAACCAGCUUGUCUACCUGACAUGGACACUCUGUAUAGAACUGGUACAUUGUGUCAUAUAUCUGGAUGGGGAAAGACUGAACAUGGAGUUAGUCCGAAUGUUUUGAGGAAAGAAAAAAUUCCAAUAAUGAAUCACAGUAAAUGUAGAAGUUUGUAUAAAAGUGAUACCAUUACACCACAUAUGUUAUGUGCUGGUUAUGAGGAGGGAGGUGUAGACACUUGUCAGGGAGACAGUGGUGGACCCUUAGUAUGCAAGGUUAACGAUAAAUACACAGUACUUGGAGCUACAUCCUGGGGGAAUGGGUGUGGUGAUGCCGGAUCUCCUGGUGUCUAUGCACAUGUUAGAGGUCUUCUACCUUGGAUAACAGACCAACUUAAAAAAUAUAACCAGUAAAUACUGGUUCUCAAAUAUCUACCAAUUCAUAUUAUCCUUACCCUUACCCUUACCUAUAAACUGUACCAAAACAACAACUUCGUUAUGUUUUGAAAUUAGUUGAGUUGAUAAUGAGAAAUUAUAAAACGAGCGCUGUUUACCUGAUAGUUAUGAAAGCAUGUAUACCAAUUCCCUUAUUUGAUGCUUUUAUAUCUUUGGUUUAUACUUAUUAUCAUCAGUUAUAUUAAAAUGUCUUGAGGUCAUAUUGGAAAUUAUCUCGAGUAACAGGUGUCUUAUGUAAUAUGUUGUAGGUAGUUACACAGCUUUAGGAGUUGUAUCAUGGGGCAAUGGUUGUGGAGAGGUUGAUAUGCCUGGAGUUUAUACGAAUGUUCAAAAAUUAUAUCCAUGGAUUGUAAAACAGUUAAAGAAAAAUACUUAGUUUACAACAUUAAAAUUUAAUGGUGUUUA
This is a messenger RNA of Mytilus californianus (California mussel), 6074 nucleotides long. RefSeq names its product deleted in malignant brain tumors 1 protein-like. The transcript has 36 exons. Lineage: Eukaryota; Metazoa; Mollusca; Bivalvia; Mytilida; Mytilidae. Gene Ontology annotation, biological process: proteolysis. Gene Ontology annotation, cellular component: membrane. The record is from RefSeq and is a predicted model, not a curated record. Gene Ontology annotation, molecular function: serine-type endopeptidase activity; protein binding. The coding region runs from base 45 to 5627 and encodes 1860 amino acids.